This is a messenger RNA of Neurospora crassa OR74A, 906 nucleotides long. RefSeq names its product inorganic pyrophosphatase. Lineage: Eukaryota; Fungi; Ascomycota; Sordariomycetes; Sordariales; Sordariaceae. The record is from RefSeq and is a predicted model, not a curated record. The coding region runs from base 1 to 906 and encodes 301 amino acids. Gene Ontology annotation, molecular function: inorganic diphosphate phosphatase activity; magnesium ion binding. The transcript is spliced from 2 exons. Gene Ontology annotation, cellular component: cytoplasm; nucleus. Gene Ontology annotation, biological process: phosphate-containing compound metabolic process.
AUGAUCGUCGAAAUCCCCCGCUGGUCCCAAACCAAAUUCGAAAUCUCCCGCUCUUUACCUCUGAACCCCAUCGUCCAAGACGUUUUAUCCGCCCGUCCCAACCAGCCCCGGUUCGUGCCUAACCUGUUUCCUUACAAGGGAUACCCCUGGAACUACGGCUGCUUGCCGCAGACGUGGGAGUCGCCGCACUACAAGGGUCCGGGUCCGGACGCGGAGGGCGCAGAGGGCGCAAGGGGGGAUAACGACCCGAUUGAUGCGUGUGAAAUUGGUACGCGCGUGGCAUACACGGGGGAGGUGAAGCAGGUGAAGGUGCUAGGGGUUUUGGGACUGGUGGAUGCGGGGGAGAUGGAUUGGAAGGUGUUGGUGGUGGAUGUGAGGGAUAAGCUUGCCCAAAAGGUGGAUGAUAUCAAGGAUGUAGAGAGGGAGUGUCCGGGGUUGUUGGAGGCGACGAGGGAUUGGUUUACGUGGUAUGGGGUUCCGGAGGGGAGGAAGAAGAAUAGGUUUGCGUUGGGCGGGGAGUGGAAAGGGAGGGAGUAUGCGGUUGGGGUGAUUAAGGAGUGUGAGGAGAUGUGGAAGGAGCUGGUCAAGGGGGAGGUGGAGGGGAGUGAGGAUGUUUGUUUGAAAAACACGACGCUGGAUGGAACGCCGGGGAAGGUCGAUCCAGAGAGUGUCAAGUUGCCGCCGAAUGAGGACUUGCCGCCUGCCGAGGUGGAGCAGGAUUUGGAGGAGGUAGCCUAUGUGGAUAGGAAGAAGGGGGAUGAAGAUGAAGAUGAGGUCGGUACUGAGGAUAAGGGGACGAAUUACGAGGAAGACAGCAAGACGAAUGAUGACGAAUGGGACGAUUUAGCGAACGAUUCUGCCCUCGACGACCUGAAAAUGCUGAACGUCAACUUGAAUUCCUGGUGA